Molecule: messenger RNA, 1802 nt
Organism: Exophiala oligosperma
Lineage: Eukaryota; Fungi; Ascomycota; Eurotiomycetes; Chaetothyriales; Herpotrichiellaceae
Exons: 1
Coding region: 87-1655 (522 amino acids)
Biological process (GO): mRNA splicing, via spliceosome
Cellular component (GO): U2-type spliceosomal complex
Molecular function (GO): RNA binding
Source: RefSeq, a predicted model, not a curated record
GGCCAACUGGCUGUCGUCUGAAAAUUUAACUUAUUUUGCUACAAAAUCUACGAGCCAUAGCCCUUUCAUUCCCUCCACACACCGAUAUGCCGCCUCCCAUGCCCAACCCUACGAAGCGCAUGACGGCGAAUCCAGCGAAACCCGUAGCGAGGUAUCGUCCAGGAAAGCCGGUCGCAGAACAAGAGUCGUCUGACGAGGAGGAAGUGUCGGAGGAGGAAAAGCCACAACAGCCACAACAGCCACAACGGAAACCUCAAGCUCGGCCUCCGCCGGCCAAAAGACCAGUCGCCCCAGCACCAGAAGAAAGUGAAGAUGAAGAUGAGGAGGGGUUCGUGACAGAAGAGGAAGACGAAGGGCCAGGUCCGGGUCUAGGGACCAAAGUACCACAACAGGUACAGGGUGAUUCUACACUACGCAGACCGCCAGCAGGGCAAACCAAGGCCCCCUCCGAGGAGGACUCAGACGAAGAAGAAGGAUCGUCAGAAGAAGACUCAUCAGGAGAAGAAGAGUCGUCAUCGUCCGAAGAUGAAGCACCACGACGAAAAUUCCAACGGCCAACAUUCAUCCGCAAGACGGACCGGCAAACAUCCACACCUACCCAAACACAAUCCACGCCUGAAGCCUCCGUAUCUACAUCCGCAGCAGCAGCGGCAGCCAACGCUGACGCCGACGCCGCCCGGCGGCUCGCCCAAGCCGACCUCCUGAUCAAAGACAAACUAGAACGCGACGCGCUCGCCCGCGCGGCCGGCAAGAAAUCAUGGGACGACGAUGACGACAUCCUGCCCGAAUCCAUGGUCGACGACACCGACGGCGUGGACCCGGAGGCCGAACUCGCGGCCUGGAAGGUGCGCGAACUGAAACGGUUGAAGCGCGACCGCGAGGCCAUGGUCGCGAGGGAAAAGGAGAUUGAAGAGAUCGAACGCCGACGCAACCUCACGGCCGAGGAACGCGAAAGGGAAGACCGGGAGUACCUCGAGAAACAGCGCGAGGCCGACGGGCCCGGCCGACAGGACGCCGCGUUCCUCGCCCGUUACCACCACAAGGGCGCCUUCUUCCAGGGCGACGAGGCCGCCGAGAUCCUCAAACGGCGGGACGUCAUGGGCGCCCGCUUCGAGGACGAAGUCUCCGACAAGUCCCUCUUGCCGGAGUACAUGCGGAUCCGGGACAUGACCAAGCUGGGCAAGAAGGGGAGGACGAGGUACAAGGACCUCAAGGGAGAGGACACGGGUCGAUUCGGUGACGAAGUGAAAAGGUGGAAGGGUGGUGGUGGUGGAGGAGGAGGAGGAGGAGGAGGGGGAGGAGGAGGAGGAGGAGGACCGAGAGGGGACAACGGAGAUUUCGACACCAGGGGUUUGGACGAACGGUUUUUGCCCGACGGUCAGAGAGGUGCAGGAUGGGAAAGAGGUCGAUCGGGCCCGACGGGUGCCAACGCAAGUGCCGUCGGUGAGAGGAGACACGGAGACCGUACGGAAAGGUACAGGAGCAGGAGUAAAAGCACACAGAGACGGAAGAGGUCAUAUUCAAAAUCCCGGUCGAGGUCGAGGUCACGGUCGCCCAGACGAAGAAGAAAGGAUUCCCCUUCCCCUCAUCGAGGUCACGGUAGGGACAGAGAUAGCAGAAGGGGGAGGACGGGGGAGGAAGUGAGGACUCACUGAUUGUUUUCCACGACCGAUGAAACAUGGCGGUGUCGUCGGCCGCGGGCUUGGGUUGAACCCCAAUCAACGAUUAUGAACUUGAAAGGACAUUAUAUGACGUAUACCGAGUAUGUGUGUAUAACAGCUGACUCCCUACUAAUACCAUAA